This is a messenger RNA of Drosophila persimilis, 2162 nucleotides long. Its product is annotated as transketolase-like protein 2. The record is from RefSeq and is a predicted model, not a curated record. The transcript has 3 exons. Gene Ontology annotation, molecular function: thiamine pyrophosphate binding; transketolase activity. Bases 149 to 2029 code for a protein of 626 amino acids. Lineage: Eukaryota; Metazoa; Arthropoda; Insecta; Diptera; Drosophilidae.
ACGGCUGCUACAAGUUCUUUUGACUCCAGCUCCGCCGCCACCACGACAGCCUUCUCUUCGUCUAUUUGCCAGAAGUCUCAGCGUUUGUUUAACGAAUACAAAUUUUUCGCGUUUUGUGCUUGAAACGUCAACAACAAUCAUCCGCAAUAUGUCCUACCACAAGCCAGAAGCGAAGACCGUUCAGGACCUGAAAGACCUGGCUCAAAAGCUUCGCAUUCAUUCCAUCAACUCCACUCAGGCCUCCAAAUCAGGACAUCCCACAUCAUGCGCCUCGCUGGCCGAGAUCAUGUCAGUGCUGUUCUUCCAGCAGCUGCGCUUGAACGUUAAGCAUCCCCGGGAUCCAUCCAGCGAUCGCCUGAUAUUGUCCAAGGGACAUGCUGCCCCUAUUCUAUACGCUGCCUGGGCCGAGACUGGCCUGUUCUCCGUGGAGGACCUGAAGAACCUGCGCAAGAUCGACAGCGAUCUGGAGGGUCAUCCUACACCUCGCCUCAACUUCAUUGAUGUGGGAACCGGAUCUCUGGGCCAGGGCGUGGCCGUUGGUGCCGGCAUGGCCUAUGUGGGCAAGAACUUCGACAAGGCCGAUUAUCGCACUUACGUGAUUGUGGGGGACGGCGAAUCCGCUGAGGGAUCAGUGUGGGAGUCGCUGCAUUUUGCCGGAUACUACAAUCUAGACAACCUGUGCGUGAUCUUCGAUGUUAACAGGCUGGGUCAGUCUGAGGCCACCUCGCUGCAGCACAAAAUGGAGGUGUACAGAGACAGGCUCGAGUCCUUUGGCUUCAAUGCGCUGGUUGUGGAUGGCCACGACAUCGACGAGCUCUGCAAAGCCUUCCACUGUGCGGCCAACACUAAGAGCAAGCCAACAGCCAUUAUUGCAAAAACGUUUAAGGGCAAGGACUUCCCCAAUAUUGAGGACCUCGAUAACUGGCACGGCAAGCCCCUGGGCGACCAGGCUGAUAAGGUGAUCAAGCACUUGCAGGGCCUGAUGGUCAAUCCCAACGUCAAACUUGCGCCGAAGAAAGUGGGCAAGACCGGCCUGGCACCCGAGGUAGACAUCAACAAUGUAAAGCUCUGUGCUCCACCCAACUACAAGCUUGGUGACUCGGUAGCCACGCGCCUAGCCUAUGGCACAGCUUUGGCCAAGAUCGCAGCUGACAAUGACCGUGUGAUUGCUCUGGACGGCGACACUAAGAACUCGACCUUUUCCGACAAGCUGAAGAACGCGUUCCCGGAACGUCACAUCGAGUGCUUUAUUGCUGAACAGAAUCUGGUGGGGGUUGCCAUCGGGGCUGCCUGCCGUCGUCGCACCGUGGCGUUUGUUUCCACCUUCGCCACGUUCUUCACUCGCGCCUAUGACCAGAUCCGCAUGGGCGCCAUCUCGCAGACAAAUGUAAACUUUGUAGGGUCCCACUGUGGCUGCAGCAUCGGGGAGGAUGGCCCCUCUCAAAUGGGACUCGAGGACAUCGCUAUGUUCCGCACUAUUCCUGGCAGCACGAUCUUCUAUCCUUCCGACGCUGUCAGUACCGAGCGUGCCGUCGAGCUGGCAGCCAAUACCAAGGGCGUCUGCUUUAUCCGCACCUCGCGUCCCAACACUUGUGUGAUCUACAACAACGACGAGCCCUUCACCAUUGGACGCGGAAAGGUGGUUCGCCAGAAGCCCUCCGAUGAGGUGCUCUUGAUCGGAGCUGGCAUCACUUUGUACGAGUGCCUGGCCGCCGCCGACCAGCUGGAAAAAGAUUGCAUCACAGUCCGUGUAAUUGAUCCGUUCACCGUAAAACCUCUGGACGUGGAUCUAAUUGUGGAGCAUGGCAAGCAGUGCGGUGGCCGUGUGGUUGUCGUUGAGGACCACUACCAGCAAGGAGGCUUAGGCGAGGCUGUGCUCAGUGCUUUAGCCGAGCAGCGGAACUUUGUGGUGAAGCAUCUGUUUGUGCCCACUGUACCACGCUCAGGUCCGCCAGCGGUUCUCAUCGACAUGUUUGGCAUUUCAGCCCGCAACGUUGUCCUUGCCGUCAAUGCCAUCUUGAAGAAGUGAGGAACCACCGCCAACUCCCCAAGAAUUUGAAUUCCAGUUCCACCUGCAGGAAAAUACCCAGACACCAUUCCCCCACACAUCUGCUUACUAAUUCCAAUUAUAAUAUCAGAAAUAAAUUCGUUUUGAUACAAAG